CGGCGGCGGCGGCCGCGUCACUGGCGGGCGGGAUCCCUCCGCUCUGGGGAGAGCUGCGCUGGACGGUUGAGUUGGGGUGACUGAGGAAAUCCAUCCGCGUCGCCGCCGCUGCCGCCUCCGCCGCGGAGGAAGACAGGACCUCCCGCGCUCCUGCAAGCGACCCCUUGGCAGAGUCCCACCACCUCAGGCCUCGGGCCAGCGGCCAGGAGCUGCCUCCCCCAGCCCCCGUCCCGCGGCCCCCAGCCGCCCCCAACCCCGCCCCACGGGCCCGGCGCCAUGAGUGAGCUGGAGCAACUGAGACAGGAGGCCGAGCAGCUCCGGAACCAGAUCCGGGACGCCAGAAAAGCAUGCGGGGAUUCCACACUGACCCAGAUCACAGCUGGGCUGGACCCAGUGGGGAGAAUUCAGAUGAGAACACGGAGGACCCUCCGUGGACACCUGGCAAAAAUCUAUGCCAUGCACUGGGGGACAGACUCAAGGCUGCUGGUCAGCGCCUCCCAGGACGGAAAGCUCAUCAUUUGGGACAGCUACACCACCAACAAGGUCCAUGCUAUCCCUCUGCGCUCCUCCUGGGUCAUGACCUGUGCCUAUGCCCCCUCAGGGAACUUUGUAGCCUGUGGGGGUUUGGACAACAUCUGCUCCAUCUAUAGCCUCAAGACCCGAGAGGGCAAUGUCAGGGUCAGCAGAGAGCUGCCUGGCCACACUGGGUACCUUUCAUGCUGCCGCUUCCUGGAUGACAACCAAAUCAUCACCAGCUCUGGGGAUACCACCUGUGCCCUGUGGGACAUUGAGACAGGCCAGCAGACGGUGGGUUUUGCUGGACACAGUGGGGAUGUGAUGUCCCUGUCACUGGCCCCCGAUGGCCGCACCUUUGUGUCAGGUGCCUGUGACGCCUCCAUCAAGCUGUGGGAUGUUCGGGAUUCCAUGUGCCGACAGACAUUCAUAGGUCACGAAUCUGACAUCAAUGCCGUGGCUUUCUUCCCCAAUGGCUAUGCCUUCACCACGGGAUCAGAUGACGCCACAUGUCGCCUGUUUGACCUGCGGGCUGAUCAGGAGCUGCUCAUGUAUUCCCAUGACAACAUCAUCUGCGGCAUCACCUCGGUUGCCUUCUCACGCAGCGGCCGGCUGCUGCUCGCGGGCUAUGAUGACUUCAACUGCAACAUCUGGGAUGCCAUGAAGGGUGACCGUGCAGGUGUCCUUGCUGGCCACGAUAACCGUGUGAGCUGCCUUGGGGUCACAGAUGAUGGAAUGGCCGUGGCCACAGGCUCCUGGGACUCCUUCCUCAAGAUCUGGAACUAACCACCCCCAACCCCAGAUGGGCCAAGGCAGGGAGCAGCAUCCCUGCCCAUGCCCACACUACAGGCCUGGAGCUUUGGGGCUGGGUACACAUGCCAAGCCUCCCUCCCUGGGCUACAGGGCCUUGGGUCCUGCUCCUAUACCCAGGUUUGGUUCCUCCCGGGGCGGGGGGCCCCCACUGUAGAGAUAAAAGUCGGGAUGGAAUAGGGGAAGCAGAAGGGCAGGAAAGCCCUCACCCUUUGCUGCCCUGGGGCUGGGGCCUCACCCCUCUGGAGGGCCAGAGGCAGGAGGUGGAAACUCCAGGGGCUGGCUUUUUUAAACUGGUUUUAUUUUAAUUUUUAUUAUAUUUUCAGUUUUUCCAUAAAGGAACCACUUCCAACUC
Microtus oregoni (creeping vole) is the source of this 1678-nucleotide messenger RNA. RefSeq names its product G protein subunit beta 2 (gene Gnb2). Bases 277 to 1299 code for a protein of 340 amino acids. Gene Ontology annotation, molecular function: signaling receptor complex adaptor activity; protein binding. Gene Ontology annotation, biological process: G protein-coupled receptor signaling pathway. The record is from RefSeq and is a predicted model, not a curated record. NCBI's taxonomy places the organism in Eukaryota, Metazoa, Chordata, Mammalia, Rodentia, Cricetidae. Gene Ontology annotation, cellular component: cytoplasm; heterotrimeric G-protein complex. The transcript has 10 exons.